This is a messenger RNA of Fusarium sp. VM40, 687 nucleotides long. The record is from the annotation of a GenBank genome assembly. NCBI's taxonomy places the organism in Eukaryota, Fungi, Ascomycota, Sordariomycetes, Hypocreales, Nectriaceae.
AUGUCCGCUCGCGUCCCUGUCGCCCUCAUUCUCGGCGCCGGUUCCAAUGUCGGAGACCACGUCAGCCGCGCCUUCGCAGCAAAAGGCUACAAAAUUGCCCUCGCAGCUCGAAGUGUGAAGGAACAAGACAGCACCCCAGAUAAGCUACUUAUCCGUGGGGAUUUUGCCGACCCUGAGUCCAUCACGACCAUCUUCACCAAGGUCAAGUCUCAACUUGGCGUUCCUCAUGUGGUGGUUUACAAUGCCGCUGCUUCUAGCUUCCCUGGAGCAAAGACACCGCUCAACGUGCAAGUGAACGACUUUGUCAAAAACCUUGCUAUCAAUACCACCAGCGCCUUCGUAGCCGCACAGCAGGCUGUGAUUGGCUUCGAGGAGCUCCCAGAUUCUGCAGCGCGAACAUUUAUCUACACUGGUAACUGCACCAAUGACACGCCUAUGUCAGCCCUGUCAGACGCUAGUCUCGGAAAGGCAGCUUCGGCUUCUUUCAUUCAAGCUGCUGCAGGAGUAUACGCCGAUAAAGGCUUCAAGUUCUAUUACGCCGAUGAACGAAAGGUUGACGGUUCGCCUGCGUUCAGUGCCAUCGAUGGGCCUGCGCACGGCGAGUUCUAUACUCAGCUAGCCGAGGGUGCUUCGCAGGGACCGUGGCAGCAGACUUUCGUCAAAGGGCAAGGCUACACGAAGUUUUGA